This is a messenger RNA of Microthlaspi erraticum, 939 nucleotides long. Lineage: Eukaryota; Viridiplantae; Streptophyta; Magnoliopsida; Brassicales; Brassicaceae. The record is from the annotation of a GenBank genome assembly.
AUGGCGGCGCUUAUCCGGUGUUGCUCCUCCCUCGCCCAUACUUCCGGCGGCCGACCUCCGCCGCUCGAUAAAUCUCGAGGCCCAGAGAUUGGAAAGUUUUCUACAUCCAUUGGCUACUCCGUAAUCAGAAAGCCUGGGGCUCAUCAUCCUAUCUCCAAGAUUAAACAUUUGUCUACUAAGCUCAAUGAUUGUGAAGGCAAGGAAAUCUUGCAAGUGGAAACUCUCGACAAGUCGUCAGCUUUUGAGGGAAUUGGGAAGCUCAAAUUACCUGUCCUGGCAAUGUUGCUGACAAACUCUCUUCUGAUGAGUACACCACUUGAAGCUUUCGCUGCUGAGAUAUGUGAGCCAGAGAGCUCCAUGUUCAGUAUGCCAGUUUUGUCCCUUGUCGCUCUUGUUGGAGCCACUGUUGGAGGGUUGCUUGCUCGGCAGAGGAGAGGGGAGUUACAGAGGUUAAAUGAACAACUACGGCAGAUUAACGCAGCUCUUAGGAGACAAGCAAAGAUCGAGUCUUAUGCACCAGGCUUAAGUUAUGCCCCCGUGGGAGCAAGAAUCCCACCAGAGAGUGAGAUCAUUGUGGAUCCAAAGAAACACGAGUUGAUUUCCAAGUUAAAAACUGGCAAGACCUUUCUAAGGAACCAAGAGCCAGAGAAAGCCUUUGCAGAGUUCAAGAUAGCUUUGGAACUUGCCCAGAAUCUCAGAGACCCCAUCGAAGAAAAGAAGGCUGCGAGAGGCUUAGGCGCCUCGCUGCAACGUCAAGGCAAGUAUAGAGAGGCCAUACAGUAUCACUCCAUGGUUCUAGCCAUCUCCAAGAGGGAAGGAGAAGAUUCUGGAAGCACUGAAGCAUAUGGAGCCAUUGCAGAUUGUUACACUGAGCUUGGAGAUCUCGAGAAAGCCGGGAAUUUCUAUGACACCUACAUUGCCCGGUUAGAGACAGACUGA